AGACCAAAAAAUUACUCAGUUUUUCAAUCCAAGUCGAAGUAAAGGAAAAGAUGUAUUGAGUUUGGGCUCUCCUCAGCAAAAGGUUAGCACAGAUGCAAUUGCUGCAUUGCACGAGGCUGAAUCAUUGCCAAGUCUUAUUGCCAAGAAGCCCAAAAGGCCCUUGUCUCUGCCGUCAUCUCAGCAGACCAGUGUGGUAGAGGUUUUUAUGAAAGGAGUCUUAAAAACAGAGAAAAAACAAAACAUGGGAGGUGUUGUGAAAUGCAGAGUGUUUCAGAACCCUGGCUCUCUGAGAGUGAUCGUACGAAGACUGCCUUUCGAGUAUAAGUCUGAAGGUGGCACGGACAGCAACGUGAUGAAAAGUAUCAAAGUUUCUUCCAGUCCUGAAAUGGCAACUUCUGCAACUCGGGAAGAUAUCAGUUCUAAAUGGAGGAUGGAGGAUUGUCGAAGUAGUAAAAAUAGUUUGUGGCACAAGUCUCUGCCGAGCAAACGGGAAAAGUUAUUGCCACCCAAUUCCCUGGAUGUUCUGAAGUACAGUGGGAAGAAAACUGUUGAAAGCAAAUUGUACCCGAGGCCUCGUUUAUCUCUUCGGAAACUCCGACAUCAGCAAGGGCCAUUCAAACCCGAAUUCCAGACCACUCUUCAGGCCUACAAAAAGGAGCGAGAGCUCAAGAAACUCAGGAUGGAACAAGGAAAGCAUCCUUCAUUUUCUUCAACAAAACCACUCUCGGGUCACAUCGUAAAUCAGAGUCAUCAAAUUUCCAACUUCAAAAGGGCAUAUUCUCUACCUUCAACAUCAUUCACAGGGAGCAGCAGUCUUUCUAGUCCGAAGGAAUCUAUUCCAAAGCAGGUAACAAAAAAGCCACCUCGAGGUACACCUGCUGAAGGAAACGAAAUGUGCAGUCACCAAGUGAUCCACAGGCUGCAUUCCUACCCUCCUUUAUGUGACAGAAAAAGCUCAAUGGGUACCUUCCAACCCAGGUUUCCAGCGGGGCGGCCGGUUUCUUGUUCGAAAGACAUUGUGAUGAAGAAGAGAAAACUGAUUUCAGUGGAUGAGCGCAUCCAAAAAAAGAGGAAAUGUUUGUCGGUUCCGCCGCACUUAGACACACCGUUUCACAAACGGAAGCGAGGGAGCAGGAUGGCUAAAAAAUACAGCAACGGUGUGACUGAAACUGCCUGCCACGGUGUGCUGAAAGAUCACAACAACGGCGUGUUGGAAGGUCAGGACACCACUGCUGCUCAGGUGGAUGAUUUUGCAGACUCCAAUUGCUGCCUGGGGGUCGAUUCCUCGCUGGACGAAGAAACCUCCACGUGCUCCUCUGUUAACUCAUACCCCAGAGUGUCUACAGAGGAGAGGGCAAAGACAACCCUUGGCUGUGUCAUCUCUUCAAAGGAAAACCGUUCGGCAGAAUAUUUAAACAGACGGUCUCUGGUUCCAUUUGACAGCAAAAGAACACAAAGGCCGGACUUCACUUUUGUACCCAUUUCAGGAGUUGAUGAGGACAGUAAGUCUGUGCUACCCUCGCAAGAGAAGUGGCUCUCAGAAAGGCCUGGUACUCUUCAGUCAUCGGAGAGUAACAGAGUCUCGGAAAGGCAACAGAGAGACACUUGCAAUAGUGUGGACAGUGACAGCGAUUUUCACCUCAAUUUAGACACUGAUGAAGAAGGUGAAACUUUAAUGGCUUUAAAUGACCUCCUGACUCUUCACACCAAAACCAAACCAAUAUCUACCACCCAUGAAAAAUGUUCCAUCGCCGUUCAUUCCUCAGUCCCCAGCUUGCCUCUGGCUAGAAUGAGUUUUCCAAAUGCCGGCAAAUCUGCAACGUAUUCCAACAGCUUUGAUCGGCUAAUUAAAGAAAAGAAACGGUCCGAGAGUAAGAGGGAGACGCAGCUGAACGAGUUGAAGAGGAAAUUGCAGAAUGAAUUCGACACUCUUAAUUUGAGUUGUCUGACUGAGGAAGACGAUGAACAGAGUUUGGAUGGAGACUUGGAAUCGAUUCCAGAUGAACAUAGGGAAUUCUUUCGCAAAUUCUCAGUUAAGUCUGACGGAAUACCCGACUUGCGUCCUGGAGAAAAGAUUUUCAACUUGUUGAAGUCUGGAGCGUUUUUUAAUCAACAUAACCUCACCUUGUCUCGGUCUGAAUUGACCCCUCAGAAUUUUCUGGAAAGAACUCUCAUCAG
This is a messenger RNA of Callorhinchus milii (elephant shark), 2178 nucleotides long. RefSeq names its product SMC5-SMC6 complex localization factor protein 2. NCBI's taxonomy places the organism in Eukaryota, Metazoa, Chordata, Chondrichthyes, Chimaeriformes, Callorhinchidae. The record is from RefSeq and is a predicted model, not a curated record.